Brassica napus (rape) is the source of this 2086-nucleotide messenger RNA. RefSeq names its product ethylene-responsive transcription factor ERF096. Gene Ontology annotation, biological process: ethylene-activated signaling pathway; regulation of DNA-templated transcription. Gene Ontology annotation, molecular function: DNA binding; DNA-binding transcription factor activity. The transcript has a single exon. The coding region runs from base 1392 to 1790 and encodes 132 amino acids. The record is from RefSeq and is a predicted model, not a curated record. Lineage: Eukaryota; Viridiplantae; Streptophyta; Magnoliopsida; Brassicales; Brassicaceae.
AAACACAAAACGAAAUGAAAAUUAAAUAAUUAUUUCAGUAGAAAUUCUUAUAAAAUAAUAUGUUAAAUAAUUAAAAUACUUUAGCAUGCAUCAUUUGCAUUGGUCUCGAUUAUCUGAAGCAAUCUUUAAAUUUGGUUGUAGCAUAUAAUUUCUAAUCGAUUAUCCGAAGUAAUUUUCAAAUUUGGUUGUAGCAUAUAAUUUCUAAAUUAAGUGCCAAUGUUACUCGGAUCAAUUUUUUGUUUAACUUUUAAAUUUCAAACCAAAUUUUAGUUUUUGACAGAAAAUUAUAAGAAAACAAGAAAACAGAAAAUCGAAAUCUACACAAGAAAAACUAUAACAAUAACUAGCGAGAUAAAAAUAUCACUAAAAAUUAGUGGUGGGUUUGCGGGUCAACAAAACCGUCAAAACCAUAAUCAUUGUAUCUUUAUUAAUUAUGAAAUUGUAUACUGUCAUAGUAGCGUUUUAAAUGAUUAGAAGUCAUUUUGUAAAUGAUAAUAAAUCGCUUUUUUGUAUACAAAUUUUGGAAGUUAGUUUUUAUAAAUCGCUUUUUUUGUAUACAAAUUUUGGAAGUUAGUUUUGAUUUUGGCAUGAGUGUUUUUUAAUUUAAAACUCAAAGUUUCUAGAAGAUUUUAGUUUUCUUGUUGCAAAGGACAUGAAAUCUCAAUCCACGUCUCGGACGCCGAAGCAGCCGAGCAAUAUGCGCCUUUCCAUUUACUUUUUUUGUUAUAUGGGUAAUUGUGUUUGUUUUAGAAAAUAAAACCAGCUUUAAUUUGUUAAAAGUUCGAUUUAGAAACCCUUUUACAAAAAUUUUAGUAUUCUGGUCCAUAUAUGAAACUUUUAAAUCCAGCUUUUGCUUAGUCAACACACGUGCGGACAAUCAAAGUCAAACAUAUUCUCCAACCUUGCGUUGCCUGUGAGCCCACCACGACCUAUAGUUUCUCUUUAUUUUUUCUUUAUUCACUUGGAAGUUGAAACAUAUAUUUUUUUUGUAAGAAAAUGCAUGUUAUCACCCAAGGAAGCACAUAUUUUACAAACAUAUGCUGUGUUUUACCGUUCCACAUGACUAUAAAUCCAUCUUUUCAAAAAAAAAAACAUGACUAUAAAUCCAGAAGCUUAGAAAUUCUUUAUACUUUAAAUAAUAGUAUUUAAAAGAUGAAAUUUCAAUGCCUAAGAAAAUUCUUAGUAUAUAUGUAGAAGCCCGAAUAUUAGGUCUUAGUUAGGACCCACAUUUGUUUCCCCGCCUAUAAAUUUCUCAAAUCAAAUCCCGUCAAACACAUGCAGCAGAAAAAAAAUACACAACCACGUAUUCGAGUUAACACAUACGCAAGAAAAAAAAUCCUUGUUUAUUGUUCAAUAUUAUAAACUCUCUACACAGACACACACACAUAUUUAUGGAACAAGGAGGUCGUGGUAGCGGUGCAGGUGAGCAAGGAAAGUACCGGGGAGUUCGAAGACGGCCUUGGGGAAAAUACGCGGCGGAGAUACGCGACUCGAGGAAGCAUGGUGAACGUGUAUGGCUCGGAACGUUUGAUACUGCGGAGGAAGCAGCCAGAGCUUAUGAUCAAGCAGCCUACUCCAUGAGAGGCCAAGCCGCGAUUUUAAAUUUCCCUCAUGAGUAUAACAUGGGUAGUGGUGGUUCGGCCACGGUGGCUGGAUCUUCGUCCUCCUCCGCUUCUUCUUCUAGGCAAGUUUUUGAAUUUGAGUAUUUGGAUGACAGUGUUUUGGAGGAACUUCUCGAGGAUCGAGAGAAUCCCAGCAAGAACAACAUUAACAAGGGAAAGAAGAAGUGACAAGUGAAAUGUUAUUGUUCAUCACUUAUCACAAAAUCAACAAAGUUUAUGAGAUAAUUAGUAUAUACAAAUAAACUACAUGCAAUAUAUGACCAUGUUUGGAGCAUUAGGAACCACUAUGUUUUUCGAAUGAAAGCGACCGAUUGGUGGUGUCCUAUUUUACUUUUCUGGAAUAUGUGAAAUGAUUUGAAAAGCAUGUCAAACUAUACAAAGACAUCUUCUGAUGAUUGUUCAGAAUGCAAACUUUAUGAUCUUAUAUCGCUCAGAUCGUGAUCGUGAUGAUAAAUAAAGUAGUA